GGCAUUGUCCUUGUAACUUCUGACCGCCUGACAACUUACGUGUAGAAUAUUAUAUUCUAUUCGCGAUAACUAUUAAGGAAAUAUGGAUGUAGAAACGUUGAUAGAAAACGUCAAACUGCAUCCAUUUCUUUUCGAUGUGAAUCAUCCCGAAUACAAAAAUAAGCGAAAGAAAAAUGAAGUGUGGGAUGCGAUCGCAGUAGUAUUAUCCAGUAAUUCAAAUGGUGUUGAGUUGAAGUCCAAAUGGAAAAAUUUGCGAGACAACUAUGCUAAAUAUCUGAGAUGGCAAAAGAAACCUCGUGGUCAAACAGCCAAUCUUCUCAACAGGUACAAAGCAUGGCCGUGGGCCUCUCAUAUGGAAUUUUUGAAGCCCUACAUUUCAGCCUCUAGAACAGAAUCUGAUUCCCAAGAUAUACAAACAAAUGAUGAAGAAAACAUGCCUGAACGAAUCGGCACCGCUGUUGAUGAUGAUGAACCAGAACAGAAACCAGCAAUCUCUAGAUUUUUUCAAUUGAAUCCACAUGAGGCAACUUCGGCAAAAUCCACAGAUGAAUUUUCCGAGAAUAAUCAAAAGAGAAAACCGCCUCCUCUUAACGAUGAACCCGCCUCUCUGGGGAAGAGAGUUAGAAUAGAAAAUCUGACUACAGAAUUCGAUGACGUUGACUUCAUCUUUUUGGGUUACGCAAAAGUGAUUAAGAAAUUUUCGGCAAGACGAAGAGCCUGGACCAAAUAUAAAAUCGCUCAAAUUAUAUUGGAGGCGGAACUCGAGCAAGGACAAGAAGAUUAUUCUCAUCAAAGGGGAGCAUCUGGUGCAGCAUCACCAUCGGCUGAAUCGUCUACUAACCUUUUUGAAAAUGAUAGCGAACCCUCUUCUUCUGCGCCUCUGGAUAUUAAGCCUGGAGAAGAUAUUGUCAGCAUCUAUGAUCAAUUCAAAUGAUUAUUAUUUUUUUAAGGUUCUUUCAGAAAAUCUAGUUAAAAUUUAAUUCAGUCCAAGAAUAUGAACAGAAAGUGCGAAAGUACGAUGUUAUUUUUUCAAUCAAGACAAAGCUUGAUAUCAUGCGAAUAGAGAAUCUGGAAUUGAAUUGAUUCUAGGUAAUGGCUCUACAUAUGAUAUCAUGAGAAAUAGAUAUUUUAUAAUUGUACAGCAUUUAUAUUUAUUAAAUAAUUUAUUUAUGU
This is a messenger RNA of Harmonia axyridis, 1173 nucleotides long. RefSeq lists its product as uncharacterized. The transcript is spliced from 2 exons. Gene Ontology annotation, cellular component: nucleus; transcription regulator complex. Gene Ontology annotation, biological process: regulation of transcription by RNA polymerase II. Bases 83 to 934 code for a protein of 283 amino acids. The record is from RefSeq and is a predicted model, not a curated record. NCBI's taxonomy places the organism in Eukaryota, Metazoa, Arthropoda, Insecta, Coleoptera, Coccinellidae.